AACAAAAUUUAAUGAAAGCAGAGUAGAAGUAAGUGGUAACUGCAAUAACCGAACAUAGCAGGGUCGGAAUUCGGUGAUUCGAAAACAAAAUCCUAUUUUUUCUGGUUAUCCAAACACUCUCUCUCUCUCUAUAUGUGUGUUAGCGCUUGCAGAGAGCAUUGAAGAAGAACAAAGAUGGUGUUAACUUCAAUUUCAAUAGUCUCUUCCUCAUCUUCAUUCCUCUCCGAUUCUCCUUCCUCUUCAACCAGACCCUUCUUCCCUUCCUCAAACCGAAACCUUCUUUUCACAAGAAAACCACCACUUCCCAAUGCUACCCUCAGAGCCUCUUCUUCUUCUUCCGCGUCGCAGGAAAAUGGGUCGCCGGAGCAGUUCCUCAACAGCAAUUCCAUCGCCGAUUUCAUGCGUUUCAAGCGCCGCGUCGACGGUGGUGGCAGUGCCGAGUUGCAGACGGCGGUUGUCGGCUACAAGAAGAGGUUCCCUUGGUCCCUUUUGCGCCCUUUCCUUCAGGUUGACUUGGUUUCGACAAUUCACAUCGCUGAUGAAGAGAGAAUCCUCUGACUUUGCCGUCUCAUGGUCUUGACUGUGUUAAGGUGUUUAUGAGGAUGGUUUUGAGGAGUGCCUACACACACUUUAACUCACUCCCACACACUCUCUAUUGUUAGUUAAAAUUUAGGUUCAAUUAUUCUUUUAAUCCCUAUUUUUAUAUAAUUUGAUCCCUUAAUUUUUAAAAUUUUUAAAAUCGAUGCAAUAUUGUUUUCCAUCUAAUUUAGAUAUUAUAAUCAGUUUAAAAAGUAAUUUCCUAGAUUGAUUAAAAUACAAUCGAUAUAUAAAGUCUUAUUAAACCUCUUCAUAUACUCUUCUAGGAUUCUUUCACUUUCAAGAAUAUAAUCAAUUUAGAAAUUAACUUCCUAGGUUGUUUGCAGUAUAUGUUGGCAGUAACCAUCUAUUUUUGAGUCGAACUGUUAGACUACCUGCAAGAAAGGUAGAUGUGAUAAGCAGUUGAUGAAAAUGAUUCUUAAUCAUGGUAGUGGUGAUUACAUAUUCCUUAAUGAUUUCAUUCAAUCUAGCCAACCACAGGGGCUAAACCAUAACCCACAAAUUUUGGUAAUUUCUUAUAAAUUUCAACUAAUGAUAAAGAAUAUGCUGGAAAGAGUGUGUCGCAGAGAAUGCCUGUAGGUCUAAGU
This is a messenger RNA of Cajanus cajan (pigeon pea), 1184 nucleotides long. Lineage: Eukaryota; Viridiplantae; Streptophyta; Magnoliopsida; Fabales; Fabaceae. The record is from RefSeq and is a predicted model, not a curated record.